Molecule: messenger RNA, 3812 nt
Organism: Entelurus aequoreus (snake pipefish)
Lineage: Eukaryota; Metazoa; Chordata; Actinopteri; Syngnathiformes; Syngnathidae
Gene: cnnm2b
Product: cyclin and CBS domain divalent metal cation transport mediator 2b
Exons: 8
Coding region: 175-2685 (836 amino acids)
Biological process (GO): transport; magnesium ion homeostasis
Cellular component (GO): plasma membrane
Molecular function (GO): magnesium ion transmembrane transporter activity
Source: RefSeq, a predicted model, not a curated record
GGGAAGUCCGAAGCCAGGCACGAGUUAGCCCGUAAGCCAGCGGCAGUGUCGGAACACGUAGCUGGGGAGCGAAGCGGGGUCCUGAUGCGCAAGUCACGGCAACCCUCCGCGGAGAUGAAGGCGGACUCCGACCGGCUCUGAUUUUCAAAAGUCUUCUUCAUUCAUCUUGUCAUUAUGGCAGCGCCGAAAAUGGCGUCAGUGAAGCACCGGGUCCGCGCGUUGACGUUCAUUCUCCUGACCGCCUCGGGCUGCUUCGUCGCCCCCACCAGUGGCAAGGACGGGUCGGAGGAGACCGUCAUUACCGGCCUCCGCCUGGAGGACACGGAUGACAUUUCCUUCAUGGACCGCGGCUUCCUGCGGGUGAGCGAGCGCUACCGGGUCAAACUGCGAGUCUACGGGCAGAACAUCGACAACGAGACGUGGUCCAAGAUCGCCUUCACGGAGCAUGAGAGGAGCCGCGCGGCGGGGAGCCCCGGCGGGGACAACCGCAGCCGGGAGGACCCCUCCGCCUCGCACCCCUGCGGUAUCAGGACGUCAGAUAUCAUUAUCCUGCCCAGUAUCGUCGUGAGCAGGAAGACGUCCGGCGUGGUGGAGAUCGACGUCAAGCCUCUGCGGAAGACGGAGAGGAGCAAGUCCUACUACCUUUGCAUCGUCGCCGCGGCGGGGACGCGCGACCCGUGGACGGAGAACACCUGGAUCUACCACGACGGCGACGACACCCGGGUCAUAGUCGUGGAGGAGAAGAAGUUCCUGCUGCCCUUCUGGCUCCAGGUCAUCUUCAUCUCCAUGCUGCUCUGUCUGUCGGGGAUGUUCAGCGGCCUGAACCUGGGGCUCAUGGCCCUGGACCCCAUGGAGCUGCAGAUAGUCCAGAACUGCGGCACGGAGCGGGAGAAGAACUACGCCAAGAAGAUCGAGCCGGUCCGGAGCCAAGGGAAUUACUUGCUUUGCUCGCUCCUGCUGGGGAACGUGCUGGUGAACACCACCCUGACCAUCCUCCUGGAUGAUAUCGCCGGGUCGGGGCUGAUCGCCGUGGUCAUGUCCACCAUCGGAAUAGUGAUCUUCGGGGAAAUCGUGCCCCAGGCCAUCUGCUCCAGGCACGGCCUGGCCGUGGGCGCCAACACCAUCUUCCUGACCAAGUUCUUCAUGCUGCUCACCUUCCCCGCCUCCUACCCGGUGAGCAAGCUGCUGGACUACCUUCUGGGCCAAGAGAUCGGGACCGUGUACAACCGGGAGAAGCUCCUGGAGAUGCUGCGCGUCACCGACCCGUACAACGACCUGGUCAAGGAGGAGCUCAACAUCAUCCAGGGCGCGCUGGAGCUGAGGACCAAGACGGUGGAGGUGGUGAUGACGCCGCUGCGGGAUUGCUUCAUGAUCCCCGGGGACGCCACGCUGGACUUCAACACCAUGUCGGAGAUCAUGAAGAGCGGAUACACGCGCAUCCCGGUCUUCGAGGGCGAGCGCUCCAACAUAGUGGACCUGCUCUUCGUCAAGGACCUGGCCUUCGUGGACCCGGAUGAUUGCACGCCGCUUAAAACCAUCACUAAGUUUUACAGCCACCCGUUGCACUUUGUCUUUAACGACACCAAGCUGGACGCCAUGUUGGAGGAGUUCAAAAAAGGAAAAUCCCAUCUGGCCAUAGUUCAGAGGGUCAACAAUGAGGGUGAGGGAGACCCUUUCUACGAAGUUCUGGGUAUUGUCACCUUGGAGGAUAUUAUCGAAGAAAUCAUCAAGUCAGAGAUCCUGGACGAGACAGACUUGUACACCGACAACAAGACGAAGAAGAAAAUCACCCAUCGAGAAAGGAAGCAGGAUUUCUCGGCCUUCAAGCCUUCCGACAAUGAAAUGAAGGUUAAAAUAUCACCUCAGCUUCUGCUGGCUACCCUGCGUUUCCUAGCAACAGAAGUCGACCUGUUCGCUCCGCCGCAAAUGUCUGAAAAGAUUCUGCUGCGCUUGCUGAAGCAUCCCAAUGUCAUCCAGGAGCUGAAAUACGAUGACAAGAACAAGCGGGCGUCUGACCACUACCUCUUCCACAGGAACAGGCCUGUGGACUAUUUCAUCCUCAUUCUGCAGGGAAAAGUUGAAGUGGAGGCAGGAAAAGAGGGGAUGAAGUUUGAAGCAGGAGCGUUUUCCUUCUAUGGGAUGAUGGCCCUUACUGUCUCACCAGUCCCACUGUCCCUCUCUCGAACCUUCGUCAACAGGGCCGACUCGUUAGCUGGAUCACCAGAGAGUAAAUCUCCUCCACGGCAGUUUGGACUCAAUCAUUCAGACUCUCUGAACAGGAGCGAUCGAAUAGACGCCAUCACACCAACACUUGGCAGCAGCAACAAUCAACUCAACUCCUUCCUGCAGAUCUACGUCCCCGACUAUUCUGUCAGGGCGUGUUCAGACCUGCACUUCAUAAAGGUGACGCGGCAGCAGUACCAGAACGCCGUGAUGGCGUCGCGCAUGGACAAGACGCCGCAGUCGACGGACAGCGAGUUCACCAAGAUCGAGCUCACGCUGAGCGAGCUGCGCGACGGCGUGGAGCCCUGCGCCGUGGUCGCCGGCGUGGCCGCCCCCCCGCCCACCCCCCCGGCCGUGACUGUGCCCUCGGCGAACGAGACGUCCCACCUGCUCAACCAGCAGCACAACUGCGUGGGCGUGAGCAGGAGCAACCACAGCGCUCACAACGAGGGGCCCGUCUAGCCCCCCGUCUAGCCCCCGGGAAAGACCCCAGAGCCUUCACCCUCCAGUCUGACGGACACACGGCGCAGCGGCGUAGCUAGAGACCAGAGGAACACGGGGGGUGCCCUCGGACGCUGCCCCCCCUCCCCAUUCAGUCAGUUAGUGAGACCCUCCAAGGGUGGGGGAGGUGGGUGUCUCUGCUACACCCUCCUACAGACGGUGCUGAGACUGAGCUUCCAUUGCCGUGACUUAGAGGACGGAGUUACAGUGUGCAUGCAUCCCCUCACUCAGGCCAAAGACCUUGGUCCCCCCCGCCCCCCCGGCCCCACUCCCACCUCCCCUAUUUGCCACACUGCUGUCUGCUUGCACACAUGCAACGAAAACACAAAGCGAUCCCACCUUUUGCAUCUUUCAGGGAAACUCCCAUCAUCAGCAUGGACUCAUGGAGCAAUGGUUUGGCAAAGACUGCACCAAAAACCGCUUUGAGAGAAAACCAUUACAUCACAAACCAAGAAUGUUCUCCUGUAUUUAUUUAUUUUAUACUAUUGUAUGUACGUGUAUGGAUACAUACAUAUGUAGGGAUGCACGUGGAGGCGUGAAAACAUGCCCGUGAAGGUGAGGAAGAACAUCAACUUCCAAGCGUGUUCAUGAGGGGGUGAAGGUCUUUUACAGAUACACUAUGUACAUUACAGAUUGUCUUAUUUUUACUAUUGUAUAUUCUUAAUUGGGCUUUUUCACCCUUAAAAAAAAAAAAUCACACUAUUGCCUUGAAGAAAAAGAAAUCGUAACAGUAAUUAUUUUAACAAAGUGCAAUGAACAGAACUUUAUUUAAGAGAUGAUUAUUAAUGACUGUAUUGUAAAUUGACAGAUAUAUUUGUGUGUGUGUGUGUGAGCGUGUGUGUGUGCGUGUGUAAUUGUGUGUUUGGAUGAUACUAAACCCCACAUCCACGCGCAAAGUGUCCCUUACUCUAAUUGGAUGAGCUCGGUCAUGUGACCCGCACGUUAUGGCAUUGAAGUGUCUUGGAGUUGUCGUCUUUAAUCAAACUUGACUAUUGCACAGUAUUAAUGACCUCAUCUAACAUGUGGAGCAUCUUCUACGUCACGAGGAGAAACCCCAACAUUAAACAUGCGGCGUUCCUUUUUUUUUA